UCACCGGCGUGCACUGCAACACGAGCGACGUACCAACCACUGUUGUCUGCUAAUGCCGCUGCAGUGUCGAUUGCAUGAUUCGACGUGAGAAACGGCAACUUCACGUACACUCUCUAUAUGGUCACGGGCUCGCGGCAUCGCAGCUCAGAGCUCAUGCUCACCUCACAUAGUAAGCGCCGAUCACACCGAGAGGCUAGAGCUAGGCUAGCAACUCGUCGGUUCGCCAUGCAUGCGGCUGCAGCGAUCCUCUUCUUCUUGGCGCUGUCCGCGCUCCGUGGCGCCGGCGGCUGCGUCCCGAGCGAGCUUGCCGCGCUCCUGGACGUGAAGCGGGGCUUCUCCAGCGACCCGGACGGUGUCCUCUCGUCGUGGACUGCCAGGCGUCCUGACUGCUGCCGGUACUGGCGCGGCAUCGUGUGCGACAAUGCCACGGGCCGCGUUACGGAGAUCCGGCUCUCCAACGCGCUCGCCGACGACGGGAGCCCCGGCCUCAGCGGCGACAUAAGCCCGGCGCUCCUCCGCCUCCCGCAGCUCGAGCACCUGGACCUCAGCCGGAACAGCCUCGGCGGCGGCAUGGGGACCCCUCUCCCGCGGUUCCUCGGCUCGCUCUCCAGCCUCCGGUACCUCAACCUCUCCUGCACGGACAUCUCCGGCGAGGUCCCGCCGCAGCUCGGCAACCUGUCCCGGCUAGUCGUCCUCGACCUGAGCUCCUACCUCGUCGGCCUCUACUCCGGCGACCUCUCCUGGCUCACCGGCCUGUCUUCGCUCGAGUACCUCGACAUGAGCCUCGUGAACCUCAACGCAUCUGUCGUCUGGGCACGCGCCGUCAACAUGCUCCCUUCUGUGCGCGUCCUCGCCCUGUCCGACUGCGGGUUGACGACGCCGUCCUCUUCAUCGGCGCCGGAGCGCGCGAACCUGACACGGCUGCAGAGGCUGGACCUGUCAUCCAACGGCAUCAACACCUCAACCGUGCACGCCUGGUUCUGGGACGUGCCGACCCUGACGUACCUCAACCUCUCUGGCAACUCGCUGUCCAGCCCGUUCCCCGACGCCCUCGGCAACAUGACCGGUCUCCAGGUGCUCAAUCUCCAGGGCAACGACAUGGUCGGCAUGAUCCCCGCAACUCUUCAGCGUCUCUGUAACUUGCAGGUCAUUGACGUGUCGGUGAACCAGAUCAACGGCGACAUGUCGGAGUUCAUGGACCGGCUGCCCCGCUGCGCGCUGAGGAACAUGCAGGGGCUGCAGCUGUCGGCAGCCAACAUGUCCGGGCAGCUGCCAGAAUGGAUCGGCGACAUGUCUGAACUGGUAAACCUUGACGUGUCCUUCAACAAUCUUGCAGGGGAGAUACCUCAGGGGAUUGGUAGGCUCUGGAAGCUAACCAGGUUGUUCCUGCUCAAGAACCGCUUGAAUGGCAGCUUGUCGGAAGCGCACUUUGCAAAUCUGGUAAGCUUGGAGUGGAUCGACUUGUCGCACAACUUGAUGUCGAUGGAGAUCAGGCCAAGCUGGAGGCCGCCAUGCAGAUUGAUCUAUGCUUAUUUCCCAGAUGUCAGGAUGGGUCCCCAGUUCCCUGCAUGGAUCAAGCACCAGCCAGACAUCAAGUACCUUGACAUUUCAAAUGCAGGCAUAGUUGAUACAUUGCCACAUUGGUUUUGGAAGUCUUAUUCAGAUGCAGUUUACUUGAACAUCUCUGUGAAUCAGAUCGGUGGCAAGCUGCCACCUUCUCUGAGGUUCAUGACCUCAGCGCUUGCGAUAUAUCUUGGAUCCAACAAUCUCACUGGCUCCGUUCCAUUGUUACCAGAGAAGCUGCUUGUCUUGGAUCUCUCUAGGAACUCUUUAUCUGGCCCAUUUCCAUCAGAAUUUGGUGCUCCUGAGCUAGUGGAGCUGGAUGUCUCCUCCAAUAGUAUCAAUGGAACAGUACCACCAUCACUUUGUCACUUUCCAAACUUGCUGCAUUUGGAUCUAUCAAACAACAAUCUGACCGGCCACCUCCCUCGAUGCCGAAACAUAUCAUCUGAUGGCCUCGGGCUCACCACUCUCAUCUUAUACAAAAACAAUCUCUCCGGGGAAUUUCCGAUAUUCUUGAAACAUUGCAAGGCUAUGACAUUCCUUGAUCUGGCUCAGAAUAUGUUCUCCGGGAUGGUACCGGAGUGGAUCGGGAGGAAAUUGCCAUCUUUGACGCAUCUACGGUUGAGAUCAAACAUGUUUAGUGGUAACAUCCCUACUCAGCUGGCACAGCUUAGUGAUCUGCAACUCUUGGACCUAGCGGACAACAGGAUAUCAGGUUCCAUACCCCCUUCUCUAGGAAACAUGACCGGCAUGACUCAAGAGCACACACCACUUCUUCUGAACCCAUUGACAGGCUACGGCGCAUCAGGGAACGAUCGGAUUGUGGACAGUCUUCCCAUUGUGACAAAGGGGCAAGAUCGCGACUAUACCAGCGGAGUGAUCUACAUGGUGAGCCUUGAUCUUUCCGACAACGUUCUUGGUGGAGAGAUACCGGAGGAGCUGUCUUCUCUCACAGGAUUGGUGAACCUGAACUUGUCCAGGAACCACUUGACCGGGACAAUCCCUAGGAACAUUGGUUCUAUCCAAAAGUUGGAGUCCCUCGACUUGUCGAUGAACACACUAUCGGGUGAAAUUCCGUCUAGUCUGUCAGACUUGACCUCAUUGAGCUACCUGAACUUGUCCUACAACAAUCUGUCGGGAAGGAUACCUCAAGGGAAUCAGCUCCAGGUACUUGCUAAUCCAGCAUACAUCUACAUUGGCAAUUCUGGUCUCUGCGGGCCGCCUUUGGCAAAGAACUGUUCAUCAGGAGAUGAUAAUAAGGAUGGUCAGGCUCCUCUCCAUGGAGACAAAGGUUUAUCCGAUAUGGUGUUCUUUUACCUUGGAUUGGCUGUAGGAUUCGUGGUGGGACUUUGGCUAGUGUUCUGUUCCUUGCUGUUUGUGAAGAUAUGGAGAUUUUCUUAUUUUCGGGCCAUCGACAAGGUGUAUGACACUGUGUAUGUGUUUGUUGCUGUAAGGUUGGCGAAAUGCGGGGAGAAGAGAAGUACUAAUACCUAAGCAGAAUACUUCACACUAUAAAUGAUUGUAUAUGAUGUAUUGGGGUAGAUGUUUGUUUGUAUUAAUGUAGUUUCAGUUUGCAGCAGGGAGUUAGUACACACAAUAAGUUGAAACCUUGUUUCCAUUAUCCAGAAAAAAUAUAAUUCUAAGUUGUUGUAAGUGCUAUAUUGAUGCGGACUCUGAAUAUUUUUCUACUAUGACAUUUCGUUGU
This is a messenger RNA of Phragmites australis (common reed), 3268 nucleotides long. Its product is annotated as receptor-like protein EIX2. The transcript has a single exon. The coding region runs from base 118 to 3057 and encodes 979 amino acids. The record is from RefSeq and is a predicted model, not a curated record. Gene Ontology annotation, molecular function: protein binding. Lineage: Eukaryota; Viridiplantae; Streptophyta; Magnoliopsida; Poales; Poaceae.